Sinocyclocheilus anshuiensis is the source of this 476-nucleotide messenger RNA. RefSeq names its product ribonuclease 3-like. The transcript is spliced from 5 exons. NCBI's taxonomy places the organism in Eukaryota, Metazoa, Chordata, Actinopteri, Cypriniformes, Cyprinidae. Gene Ontology annotation, biological process: RNA processing. The annotation marks the transcript as partial. Gene Ontology annotation, molecular function: ribonuclease III activity. Gene Ontology annotation, cellular component: nucleus; microprocessor complex. The record is from RefSeq and is a predicted model, not a curated record.
GCCUUCACUCUGCGAACAGUGGGCUUCAACCACCUCACCCUAGGCCACAACCAGAGGAUGGAGUUCCUGGGAGAUUCUAUCAUGCAGCUGGUGGCAACAGAAUAUCUGUUCAUCCACUUCCCAGACCAUCAUGAAGGACAUUUGACACUACUGCGCAGCUCCUUGGUGAAUAACCGGACUCAAGCAAAGGUUGCAGAGGAAUUGGGCAUGCAGGAAUAUGCUAUCACCAACGACAAGACCAAACGGCCUGUUGCCUUGCGUACCAAGACUUUAGCCGAUCUGCUGGAGUCAUUCAUUGCAGCUCUUUACAUAGAUAAAGACCUGGAGUUUGUGCACACAUUUAUGAAUGUUUGCUUUUUCCCACGACUCAAGGAGUUUAUCUUAAACCAGGACUGGAAUGAUCCAAAAUCACAGCUGCAGCAAUGUUGUCUAACCCUGCGGACGGAGGGCAAAGAGCCAGACAUUCCUCUAUACAA